Molecule: messenger RNA, 921 nt
Organism: Kickxella alabastrina
Lineage: Eukaryota; Fungi; Kickxellomycota; Kickxellomycetes; Kickxellales; Kickxellaceae
Product: Endonuclease/exonuclease/phosphatase
Exons: 1
Coding region: 1-921 (306 amino acids)
Biological process (GO): base-excision repair
Cellular component (GO): nucleus
Molecular function (GO): double-stranded DNA 3'-5' DNA exonuclease activity; DNA-(apurinic or apyrimidinic site) endonuclease activity; endonuclease activity
Source: RefSeq, a predicted model, not a curated record
AUGUCUGGCAAAGCCGUACCCACCAACAAAACGAUGCCGACGGAUUACAGCUUUUUAGCGGCAGCGCCUGCUGAUUGCUACAAGGUGGUGACAUACAACGUCAACUCGCUCUCAGCAGCGAGCAAAAAGGGGUUCAAGGAAUAUCUCGCGGCCGAGGAUCCGGACAUGAUCUGUCUGCAGGAGACAAAGGCAAACCAGCCGCUAGCGUUUCUGGUGAGCAAGAAGGUGUUUCCAUACCAGUACUGGAACUGCAGCAAAACUAAGAAGGGGUACUCGGGGACGGCGGUGUUCUCCAAGAUCAAGCCGGCGCACGUCAAGUACGGGCUGGGCGAUGGUGAUUUCGACACUGAGGGGCGCACGAUUACGCUGCAAUUUGGGUCGUUCCACCUGGUGGCCUGCUAUGUGCCCAAUGCCGGCGAGAAGCUGGUUCGGCUGGACCGGCGGCUCAAAUGGGAUGCUGCCAUGAGAGAGUAUCUGGCAGUGCUCGAGGCAACUAAGCCGGUUGUCUAUGCCGGCGACCUAAAUGUUGCGCACCACCCGAUUGACUUGGCGCGACCCGAUACCAACAAGAGAUCAGCUGGAUUCACAAUCGAGGAGCGCAACAGCUUCUCCGCCAUCCUCCAAGGCAGCGAUGCCCCGCGCGUCGACGCGUUCCGGCACUUGUACCCGGACGCGCGUGCCGAGGGGUACACGUACUUUGGCUACCGCGCCAACGCUCGUGCCAACGCUGUUGGCUGGCGUCUGGACUAUUUUGUUGUCUCGCAGCCGCUGCUGUCCCGCGUCAGCGACGUCAUCGUCCGCAACCAGUGCUACGGCGCGAGUGACCACGUCCCAGUUGUGUUGCUCUUGAAGAGGGCCGCCGGCGACGACGCCGGCGACGCGACAGCCGCUGAAUCCGAAGGACAACCCCUAAUCGAGUAA